Culex quinquefasciatus (southern house mosquito) is the source of this 552-nucleotide messenger RNA. Its product is annotated as zinc finger protein 888-like. Gene Ontology annotation, molecular function: chromatin insulator sequence binding. Gene Ontology annotation, biological process: regulation of transcription by RNA polymerase II. The transcript has 2 exons. The record is from RefSeq and is a predicted model, not a curated record. Bases 1 to 552 code for a protein of 183 amino acids. Gene Ontology annotation, cellular component: chromosome. Lineage: Eukaryota; Metazoa; Arthropoda; Insecta; Diptera; Culicidae.
AUGGUCGUGCUACCAAUACAAAAUGUUGAAGUGGUUCAACAACCUACUCCCGGCAGUAGCGCUUUUGGCAACGAAACUUUCGACGAGUCAAAAGAGUUCAAGUGUGAACUGUGCGGAAAGUGUUACUCCCAGCGAGGCGUCCUCAACCGGCACAUCCGACACGUGCACAAGCUGGACGGGUCGACUGCCGUCAGUGCCGAAGGUCCUCCGGCCGAUACGCGCGAGUGUGACGAGUGCAAGAAGUACAUCAAACGGAAGCUCUUUAGCGAACACCGCAAACACCACGAGAACGUGCGGCUGAGGAAGUUCGUGUGUCCCUUGUGCGAUAAAGCGUUUCGUACAAACCAUCACCAGAAGGAGCACGUGGCAACGCGAGCCUGUGAGAAAACGUCCGAGGUGGCGAAAUACGGUGGUGCUGAUGCCAAGUACAAGUGCGUCGAGUGUGGCAAAGCGUACAACAACAGCCAGAGCAUUGAUUCGCAUAUGAAGCGGCACAAGGUGCUGCGGGAGGAGCGAUACAAGUGCGGUAUUUGUCAAAAGGUAGUGCGUUAG